AUGCUGCCGUCUGGGUCCUCCAAACCCACCAGGCUACCACCAGAGGCCACUGCCCAACCCACUCUUGGUCCGGAGGGGCCCAGCGCUCGGCCUACCAAGCCGCACUCUGACUCCAGUGUCCGGUCCAAGUUGUUGCCUGGUGUAAAAUCUGGGUCCAGUGAGCCUCACGGUAAGCUACACGAGCAGCAGAGCGGGACAGGUGUACAGACCCAGGUCGGUGUUCAGUCCAGCACAACAUCACGGACCGCUGCUCAGCCGACCACGUCAUCGCAGACUUCUGCUCAGCCCUCCACGUCGUCGCGGUCCGCUGCCCAGCCCUCCACGUCAUCGCGGUCCGCUGCCCAGCCCUCCACGUCAUCGCGGACUGCUGCCCAGCCCUCCAUGUCAUCGCAGACUGCUGCCCAGCCCUCCGCGUCAUCGCAGACUGCUGCCCAGCCCUCCGCGUCAUCGCAGACUGCUGCCCAGCCCUCCGCGUCAUCGCAGACUGCUGCCCAGCCCUCCGCGCCAUCGCAGACUGCUGCCCAGCCCUCCACGUCAUCGCGGAUCGCUGCCCCAUCCUCCACGUCAUCGCAGAACGCUGCCCAGCCGUCCACUGAGCCACCGCUUGUGACCAGCGACCAGCCUUCUCCGACAGCCUCCGCGGAGGAGUGCGCGCUGUGGCCUCCUCUCCCUCCUUCAGACGAGGACCAUCGAUCCUCUGAGACCAGCUCCUCGGGGUCCUCAGAGCUGUCACCUCCAGACUGUGACGUCAGCUCUGUACUCGGAGAAGUCACUAAAGAAGAGGGCAUCACCAAGCCCGCUAUCCGCCGUCUGGCUCGCCGCGGCGGUGUGAAGCGUAUCUCCGGUCUGAUCUAUGAGGAGACCCGCGGAGUGCUCAAGGUUUUCCUGGAGAACGUGAUCCGUGACGCCGUCACCUACACCGAGCACGCCAAGAGGAAGACCGUGACCGCCAUGGACGUGGUGUAUGCCCUGAAGCGACAGGGCCGCACCCUAAAGAGAGAAAAGGAGAGAAACUCCAAGGGAGGGAGGUCUGACCAAUCACGUGAGAGGAACAGCGCAGCUGCUCUGCAUGACGCGAAUAUAAAUAGAGCGCACGGACCCCCUCUCCGACAGUUGUACUCGCAGAGCAACAUGCCUGAGCCAGCAAAGUCCGCGCCCAAGAAGGGCUCCAAGAAAGCCGUCACCAAGACCGCCGGCAAAGGCGGCAAGAAGAGGAGAAAGAGCAGGAAGGAGAGUUACGCUAUCUACGUGUACAAGGUGCUGAAGCAGGUGCACCCCGACACCGGCAUCUCCUCCAAGGCCAUGAGCAUCAUGAACUCCUUCGUCAACGACAUCUUUGAACGCAUCGGCGGAGAGGCCGCCCGCCUGGCGCACUACAACAAGCGCUCCACCAUCACCUCCAGGGAGAUCCAGACCGCAGUGCGUCUGCUGCUGCCAGGAGAGCUGGCCAAGCACGCAGUGUCUGAGGGCACCAAGGCCGUGACCAAGUACACUAGCUCCAAGUAA
This is a messenger RNA of Knipowitschia caucasica, 1506 nucleotides long. The record is from the annotation of a GenBank genome assembly. Lineage: Eukaryota; Metazoa; Chordata; Actinopteri; Gobiiformes; Gobiidae.